This is a messenger RNA of Lottia gigantea (owl limpet), 360 nucleotides long. RefSeq lists its product as hypothetical. NCBI's taxonomy places the organism in Eukaryota, Metazoa, Mollusca, Gastropoda, Lottiidae. The record is from RefSeq and is a predicted model, not a curated record. The annotation marks the transcript as partial. The transcript has a single exon.
AGCUAUUCUACUGUCCUAGCAGACGACAAUCCAACUCACCACCAACUGAGUUAUUCCACUGUCCUAGCAGACGACAAUCCAACUCGCUGCUGGCUGAGUUAUUCCAAUGUCCUAGCAGACGACAAUCCAAUUCACUACAGACUGAGUUAUUCCACUGUCCUAGCAGGCGACAAUCCAACUCACCACCGAUUGAGUUAUUCCACUGUCCUAGCAGACGACAAUCCAAAUCACUACAGAGUAAGUUAUUCCACUGUCCUAGCAGACGACAAUCCAACUCGCUACUGGCUUAGUUAUUCCACUGCCCUAGCAGACGACAACCCUGAGCUAUUCCACUGUCCUAGCAGACGACAAUCCAACUAG